AUGACACUGGGACUUCCCCAGCUGGUUUUGGGCUUUCUUUCAGGUCCAUCGAAGUCACUGCAGGAGUUGAUCAUCAAUAGCAAGGGAUAUGCUUUCAAGAUUUUCACGAUCUCACCUCGCUUCGGACUAUCUUACUGCAAGCCAUCCUCCGUUUCGAUUCAGACAAUGAGUAUCAAGGCAACGGCUGCUUGGAUGUCAGCCGAACCGGAAUCUCUCAGAUGUUGGCUCGAUGAUCUCAGCCGAUGCUUGCCUGCUCAAAGCUCCGAGGGAUUAUGCUUCAUUGAGCUUCAGCCUUUUCCUCGUCAGCUAGCCAGAGCAUCGGAAGGUUUCCUAAAGAGGACAAUGGGAGAUGAGUCGACGUACCCGCCGAAUAACCUCAAGGUCGGCAUGGGCCCAGAUCAUCGCGAAAUCCGAUGCCAUGUUCCUCAGCCUUCGUAUCCUGGACCCAUCGUCUCGGCGCGCGUGGCAAUUUUUGAGAUCUGCCAAGCCUGGUGCCAGAAAGCCGACUUGUCACUUUGAUUCUUGCAUCUCACACAAGCUUUCGCACUUUGGGAGUCCAUCACAGGAAUAUGUGGAUAUGGCGCGCAUCUGGCGGGCAGCGGUCUUCGACUCCCACCGGGAUACGGGUGAGACCUCCGGCACGUUCGUGGUCUAGCCUGUGCGCAACACCCAUACAAUGUCUCGCGCGGAGUCACGGCGAUGAUGACGUGAAGUUCUCCCUCGUGUUGUUAUUUAGGGCACUUGAGCAAGACAAGGCCUCCACGAGCUGAACGGUAGUGAUGGUUCCAGACCCAAAUAAGUU
Molecule: messenger RNA, 802 nt
Organism: Colletotrichum phormii
Lineage: Eukaryota; Fungi; Ascomycota; Sordariomycetes; Glomerellales; Glomerellaceae
Exons: 3
Coding region: 1-519 (172 amino acids)
Source: RefSeq, a predicted model, not a curated record